This is a messenger RNA of Aspergillus aculeatus ATCC 16872, 2241 nucleotides long. RefSeq lists its product as uncharacterized. Gene Ontology annotation, molecular function: transmembrane transporter activity. Gene Ontology annotation, biological process: transmembrane transport. Lineage: Eukaryota; Fungi; Ascomycota; Eurotiomycetes; Eurotiales; Aspergillaceae. The annotation marks the transcript as partial. The record is from RefSeq and is a predicted model, not a curated record. The transcript is spliced from 8 exons.
UUCCCGGAGAUCCUGGAGAGCCGGCUCCAGCAGCCCGCCGCGCGCAUCCAGGCGCUGACCUCCAUCAUCCUCUCCAUGAACGCGCUCGUCUCGAUCCUCCUCGCGCCCGUAACGGGCUACCUGGCGGACCAACUGUCCUCGCGGAAUGGGCUGCUGAUCGCCGCGUGGGUGGUGAAUAUGCUCGGGACGGCGGUGACGGCGUGGUCGACGACACUGACCGGUCUCAUCCUCGGCCGCCUCAUCCAGACCGUCGCGGGCUCGGUGAUCUGGAUCGUCGGCAUGGCGAUGCUCGCCAACGCCGCCGGGGCGCGGCACCUGAGCAAGGCGUUCGGGGUCGCGGUCCUGCUGGUCUCCGCGGGCUUGCUGACCGGUCCGGCCGUGUCGGCCGCCCUGUACAAGUUCGUCUCCUACGGUGUCAUGUGGUCGAGCGCCUUUCUCGUCCUUCUGAUCGGGCUGGUCCUGCAACUGCUCGUCCUCGAACCGCGCGGGGACGGAGCGCACGCCAGUUCCACUGCCGCCAAAGACUGGGCCACGGUAGACGAGGAGCAAGACACUCUCCCCCGGUCCUGCGGAACCCAGACCCUCGACGCCACCACCGCUCCGCUCCUCCCGUCCAGCCCGGCCGCAGAAGCUCGCACAUACACAUACCACACAACCAUCACCACCACCACCGCCGACACCCAUCCUCCAAAACCGGCGGAAAACCGCACCCCCGAAAAGCAGAACGUCUACUGGCUUAUCCUCCGCAAGAAGCGCGUCGCCGCCGGCCUGCUCGGCGACACGCUGCUCGCCGUCGUCAUCGCGAGCUUCGAGGCCACGAUCCCGCUGCACAUCCGCGAGGUCUUCCACUGGGACAGCUUCCACGCCGGACUCUUGUUCCUGCUGCUGCAGGCGCCGACGCUGAUCCUGGUGGUGCCUGUCGGCGGGCUCAAGGAUCGGUUCGGGCUGCGAUACCCCGUAUCCCUGGGGUUUGUGCUGCUAGCGCCGUCGCUGGUGCUGCUGGGUCUCCCGGGCCAGGGGCUCUUGGAGAAGAGUGGUGCCGUGGUGUAUCUUGUGAGCUUGGUGGCGAUUGGGGUGUGGAGGACGUUGAUUCUGGGGUAUGGAGGGGUGGAGGUUCUGAACGGCGCGAACGAGCUCGCCGAAGAGAAACCGGGCAUCUUCGGCUCGAACGAAGGCUACUCGCGCACCUUCUCCUUGUCAAAUGUCACCUGGAAGGGGGGCAUGUUCGUCGGGCCCUUAAUCUCGGGUGCGUUGACCGAGGCGGUGGGGUAUUUCUACAUGAAUCUGGUUCUGGGUACGUUUAUCUAUUCUGGGGGCGCUGGCUACGCACCACAAAUGACUCCCCGGGAUAAACGCCGUCCCGCCGUUCUCCCUGUCAUCGUCCUCGCAGGCGGAACCGGCGGGUUCGGACGGUAUCUCGCCGAAGCCAUCACCAGCUGCCCGGACUACGCCGUUGCGAUUUUGACUCGAUCCAACAAGAACCCCCCACCCUGGACCGACCACCCCAAAAUCACCACCCACCAAACCGACUACACCCCGACCUCCCUCCUCCCCAUCCUCAACACCACGCAGGCCACCACCCUCCUCUCGCUCAUCCGCUGCCCCAACGACGCCUACCUGACGCUGCACACCCACCUCCUGAACGCCUGCAUCGCCUCGCAGACCUGCAAGCGCCUCAUCCCGUCCGAGUGGGCCGGCAACAUCGACGACUUCCCGCUGUUGCCGCGCUCCUACGGCGUCACGCGCGCCCCCUUCCGCGAGAUCCUGCGGUCCCAGGCCGCGAGCCACAACGUCGAGUGGACGCUGGUCCACCACGGCUGGUUCAUGGACUAUUUCUUACCGAAACACAAAUCGUAUAUGGCGUACAUCCCCGGCGAGUUUCCGAUCGAUCCGCAGACGUGGACGUAUCAUGGAUUUGGCGAGGGCGGUGGUGCGGCUGUUGGGGUGGGAGCGGUGGGUAUGUUUUCUUCUCUUGUUUCGGGUGUUGUAAGGAUGGCAGGCCGUCCCUUCGAGAGGGAGUAUCGGUCCGUCGCGCAGAUCGAGUAUGAUGUCGAGCACCAUCCGACACCGCCGGAUGAUCCGAAUAUUGCUCUGUCUGAGCUGGAGGAGUGUACGAUCAAAGGGGCGAUUUGCUGCCCCAGGGAGAAGACGUUGCGGCAGAAGGAGGAGUUCUUUGCCGGGAUGGAGUUUGUGCGGCUGGAGGAGUUGCUGGUCAGGGCUAAGAGGGAGGGGUUUAUUUGA